Ceratitis capitata (Mediterranean fruit fly) is the source of this 4693-nucleotide messenger RNA. RefSeq names its product copper-transporting ATPase 1 (gene ATP7). Lineage: Eukaryota; Metazoa; Arthropoda; Insecta; Diptera; Tephritidae. Gene Ontology annotation, biological process: copper ion homeostasis; monoatomic cation transport. The coding region runs from base 229 to 4101 and encodes 1290 amino acids. The transcript has 4 exons. Gene Ontology annotation, cellular component: trans-Golgi network; membrane; perinuclear region of cytoplasm. The record is from RefSeq and is a predicted model, not a curated record. Gene Ontology annotation, molecular function: ATP binding; copper ion binding; ATP hydrolysis activity.
AAAAACAAAUUUUACGAGCUGAUUGUCACAGAUUUCUCAAUUUCAGUGAACGAGAAUAAACUGGACGGAAAAAGAAAACAAUGGAAAUUCGAAAGUAAAUCGCGUUAAAGGAAUUAAUUAGGACAGUGCUCAAGAUAGUAAAUAUUUAAGUGAUAAAUUUAUAAGUACUAAGUGCGGAAAACGAUUUGCAGUUGGAUAUUUUGAUACAACAGUGAAAGGUUUGAAGUUAUGAAUGAAUUUCAACCAGCUGCAGAGGGCACAAAUAAGCUGACCUCAAACAACGAACAAAUUUCUCUUAUUGAUGUGGGGACUAACAAUGCACAAACAAGUCCUGGAACUUCAGAAAUGCAUAGAACUAGGAAAAGCGAACAAAUUCGUCUGCCCAUUGUAGGCAUGACUUGCCAGAGUUGCGUAAGGAAUAUCGAAAGCACAAUAUCUGGAAAACUAGGAAUAUUAAAUGUACGGGUUGUCCUUGAGGAAAAUUCCGGCUAUUUUGACUAUAAUCCAGAACAAACAGAUCCUGAAAAAAUUGCAUUUGAAAUCGAUGAAAUGGGUUUCGAUUGCCCCUAUACACCCACAAAUGAUAAACUCAAUCCUUCAGAAAAGAAUGCUGAGGUUGGUGAAGGUGGCUUCGAUAAUAUUGGUAAAACGCAAAUACGCGUCAUUGGCAUGACUUGUAACUCCUGCGUGCACAACAUAGAAGGCAAUAUAGGCAUGAAGCCAGGCAUAUCAAAAAUUAGCGUCAGCUUGGACGAUAAGCUUGCCACAGUGGAAUACGACGUCAAACAAUUUACGCCCACACUUAUUGCUGAAAUGAUUGAUGACAUGGGCUUUGAAGCUAGUGUAUGGGAGAGUGAUAACGUUGGUGAUAGUGUUAGUACACCCAAGCGAACGCCACAACGUAAUUCAAUAUCACCACAAAAGCAACAGGUGUCAAGUAUGCAGCCUGCAAAUAAUACACCAAAAGCUCAUGCUGAAGUAGCUGUAGAUGAAGCGCUAUCAAAAUGUUUUCUACACAUACGAGGUAUGACAUGCGCCAGUUGUGUGGCCACCAUUGAGAAACAUUGCAAAAAGAUUUAUGGCUUGGAUAGCAUACUGGUGGCACUACUUGCUGCCAAGGCGGAGGUGAAGUACAAUGCAAAUGUAGUGACUGCAGAAAAUAUUGCCCAAUCAAUAACUGACUUGGGAUUUCCCACAGAAAUCAUCGACGAACCGAACAGUGGCGAGUCUGAGGUGGAGAUUGAAAUCACAGGGAUGACGUGUGCGUCCUGCGUUAACAAAAUCGAAACGCAUGUGCUGAAAGUGAAAGGCGUUACUGCCGCAGCUGUUACGCUACUGACUAAAAGAGGUAAAUUCCGUUAUAACACCGAAUUAACAGGGCCACGCACCAUAUGCGAGGCAAUCGAGCAGCUGGGCUUUCAGGCACGUCUACACAAUGGCCGAGACAAGAUGACGCACGACUAUUUGCAGCACAAAGAAGAGAUUGCCAAGUGGCGUAAUGCAUUCUUGGUCUCGCUAAUCUUUGGCGGUCCAUGUAUGGUUGCCAUGAUCUAUUUUAUGGUUGAAAUGAAUGACAAAGGUCACGCGUCUAUGUGCUGUCUGGUGCCUGGAUUGUCUAUGGAGAAUUUGGUUAUGUUUUUGCUUUCAACGCCGGUGCAAUUCUUCGGUGGUUGGCAUUUUUACGUGCAGUCUUAUCGGGCAAUACGACAUGGUGCCACCAAUAUGGAUGUUCUCAUCUCGAUGGUCACCACAAUAUCGUACAUCUACUCUGUAGCUGUUGUCAUAGCAGCGGUGCUGAUGGAGCAGAACUCUUCACCGCUCACCUUCUUUGAUACGCCACCGAUGUUGUUGAUUUUCAUAUCACUCGGUCGCUGGUUGGAGCACAUUGCCAAGGGUAAAACGUCAGAGGCGCUCUCGAAACUCUUGUCCCUGAAGGCAGCUGAGGCGUUAUUGGUGGAGGUGUCACCGGACUUUGAUAUAAAAUCAGAGAAAAUCAUAUCCGUUGAUUAUGUCCAACGUGGCGAUAUACUAAAGGUAAUACCAGGCGCCAAAGUGCCUGUGGACGGCAAAGUACUUUAUGGUCAUUCCACGUGCGAUGAGAGCCUCAUUACGGGCGAGUCAAUGCCGGUGGCCAAAAAGAAGGGCGCAGUUGUGAUUGGUGGCUCAAUCAAUCAAAAUGGUGUGCUGCUUAUAUCUGCGACACAUACGGGUGAGAACACCACACUGUCGCAGAUUGUGCGUUUGGUUGAAGAAGCGCAAACUUCCAAAGCGCCUAUACAGCAGUUGGCCGAUCGUAUCGCCGGCUAUUUCGUGCCCUUCGUUGUGCUGGUAUCGACUGCUACCUUGUUCGGUUGGCUUAUCGCGGGUUUCGUUGACCAAGACCUGGUGCCGGUCGCUAUGGAACACAAGAUGCAUAUGGACUCAAACGCCAUUGUCAUUAGUCACGCCUUUAAAUGUGCGCUGAGCGUUUUGGCCAUAGCGUGCCCCUGCGCUUUGGGUUUGGCCACGCCUACUGCUGUUAUGGUUGCCACAGGCACGGGCGCUAUAAACGGCGUGCUUGUUAAGGGUGCUACGGCGCUGGAAAAUGCCUACAAGGUAAAAACUGUUGUCUUCGAUAAGACCGGCACGAUAACACAUGGCAUGCCAAUGACCUCUAAACUGGUUAUGUUUGUCAAGCCGGCUGUGUGUAGCUUGGCACGCGCGCUUACCAUAAUCGGCGCGGCGGAGUCGAACAGCGAACAUCCCAUAGCCACUGCCGUAGUGCGAUUUUCCAAAGAUAUGUUGGGCUUGCAAACGUUCGGCAAAACAGAGAAUUUUCUCGCGGUGUCGGGUUGUGGCAUAAAAGUCACUGUGCUGCAAUAUGAACACGCUUUGCGUCAGGCACGUAAUGCAGAGAAAAUCAUCAAUUAUGAGAAUAACUACCGCUCCCAGCCCAAUGCAGUGCAUACUGAGAAUGGUGCAAGCAUCGAAGAACUCAUACCACAGUUGCUGACCAGAAAAUCUAUGGAACUUCAACAACAACAGCAGCUACUGCAAUUGGAUGAAACCCUUAACGACGGCACAGUAAACGCGGAGGCGAUUUCCAAUGUGCUCGGCAGCGAGAUAAACGUGCUGAUUGGCAACCGUGAAUGGAUGCAUCGCAACGCCAUAGCCGUACCGCAAGAAAUCGACAACUGCAUGAGCGAGGAGGAGUCUAAGGGUCAUACGGCGGUGUUGUGCGCCCUGAACGGCCAACUGGUCUGCAUGUACAGCGUCUCGGAUAUGGUCAAGCCGGAAGCACAUCUGGCCGUGUACACACUCAAGAAAAUGGGCAUCAACGUCAUACUGCUGACUGGCGACAAUGAGAACACGGCUGCAAGCAUAGCGCGACAGGUGGGCAUUAAACGCAUCUUUGCCGAGGUGUUACCCUCACACAAGGUCGCGAAAAUACAGCUCAUACAAGAGAGCGGCGCGCGUGUGGCCAUGGUCGGCGACGGCGUCAACGACAGUCCCGCGCUCGCACAAGCCGAUGUGGGUAUUGCCAUUGCGGCCGGCACUGACGUCGCAGCCGAAGCGGCUGAUGUGGUGCUAAUGCGUAACGACCUGUUGGACGUGGUGGCUUGCCUCGAUCUGUCGCGCCGCACCGUGCGCCGUAUACGGUACAACUUCCUGUUCGCCAGCAUGUACAAUCUACUCGGUAUACCGCUGGCGUCGGGCAUAUUUGCACCGUUCGGCUUCACGUUGCAGCCAUGGAUGGCGUCAGUGGCGAUGGCAGCCAGCUCCGUGUCCGUAGUGUGCUCUUCCUUAAUGCUAAAAUGUUAUCGCAAGCCAUCGGCCGCUUCGUUGCGCACGCCGGAAUAUAUGAAAUAUUUGGCACAGGAACGCGAUGGUGAACGCGAACCGGAUCAGUUGUCACUGCAUCGCGGCUUAGAAGACUUGCCACGCGCCAAGCUAAAUCGUUCGAGUAGCUCGCUGCUGUCGCGCAUAUUCCUACAAGGCGGUGUCAACAAUCGUUACGAUCACAAUGAGAGCAGUCUGCUCGGCACCGAUGGUGGUGACUACACGCCGAAAAUUGUCAAGACCAAGAGCAUUAAGAACGUGACGGAAAUGCAGAAAUUGUAGAGCGAUGAUCAAAAGGCAAUGCUUUGAGCAUUUGUGAAAAUGUAAAAUUUGUUUUUGUUAUUAUUUAAUCUAACUAUAUUUUUGUAUAUAUGAGACGUAUAUAGUACAUACAUAUAAUAUGUUAUUGAUGUAAGCUUAAGGAGCGUAGUGCGGCGCAGUCGUUUUUUUUUUUACUUUUUUCUACCAACAAAUAUUAUAUAUGUACAUACAUAUAUUGUAACUUGGCCAAUUUGGUGCAUAUACAUACCUUGUACACACAAACACACUUGUAUAUAUGAAAUAAGAAAUUAGCGCCGCUACUAUGCGACGAACAAAUAUUAAUUGUAGAAAAUUCUCAGAUUUUUUUCUAUUUUUGCCCUUCUACAAAUGUCCAGUUUGAACAAUAAAAUCCUUAAAAAGUAUGACAAAAUGCAGCUGUAUAUGUAUAUGUUAAUACGCAACUGUUAUUAAAUACUAUUAAAAUAUCUUUUUAUACAUACAUACAUACAUACAAUUUAGUCAUAUUUACAUAUGUAUAUACAUACAUACAUGCAUAAAUGCAUAUAAUUCGAAACGAUUAAGAAUAAAGACCCUGUAUCAGCGAAAAACUAAA